ACUACUGUGACGAUAUAUUUUAUACCUAUUAUAAUUUAUCUAGAUAAUAGAUUGUGCUUUUAUCAAAAGCUUUUAAUCUUUGUAUCGCCGUUGUUUUAUAGCAUUUAUUGAAGGUAUAUUACACUUUUCGGACAAUGAUACCGCUUACAAAACAUUAUCUAAAUGGAAACCUUUUAGAUGUGCUUUAUGCGUACCUUAUUUAACCAAACGACGUGGAUCCCUUUGAUUCAUUCUCACUUCGCCGCUCACAGGAACGGCACGGUCGUAAAGCGACUGAAAAUGUGGUCUAAAAUUAAGGGCCACGUCUUAGUAUUUUACCGACGAUUCCAACAUACUUGCGAACAUCUGACAGUUCACGGACCAAGUUUUUUCAUGCGGAAAGAUGUGCAUUUUAUAUACAGGUUAAUUUACUUUAUUAUUUACGUCCAUGUGUGGAUUGCUGCCGUAGCCACGAUUCGCAGAUACUACAACCACUACCAAGAGAACACAAUUCGGUUUACGACGAGAACGGAUUAUCUAGAUUGGAACACAACUUUUGCAUCGAUAACCCUUUGUGAAAUACCCAACGUUGACAAAAUAUAUAUGCUUAGCCAGGAAAUCAAUCCUGGAGAUAAAGGUAAGCUUGACCGAUUCAUCGGGGAAAUUGGAUUUUUCAACGGUUUAUGUCACAGUUGUUUUGCUCUCUGCGACAACGAACCUCUCUGUCCCACAGAUUUUGGUCAACUAAGUCUGGCUGUUCGUUCAGAAUGCAAAGAUUUGUUAUUAAGCUGCAAAUGGAAUGGAAUACCUUUCGAAUGUUGCAGCAGUUUCCAGCCAAUAAUAACGGAAUACGGCACGUGUUAUUCAAUGAAUAAUGUGCAUGGUCCCAAGAAGUCACCUGUUUACCAAACAUCAAAUAAAGAUAGGCAAGCUUCAAUAGAAAUUGUGGCGUCUCAAGAUUAUGAAGCAUUCCUGCACGCACCAGAAGACAUCCCAUUCUGGAACAUGGAAUACGAUCGGAGGUUGACAGUUCUAUUUGGUGCAGAAGCUAACGUGACAUAUUCUAUAACGAAUGUCGUGAAUGAACCAGAAGUGUCUUUGCUAUCUCCAGAAAUUCGUCAAUGUAGAUUCCCAAAUGAAGUUCCAGAAAAUUAUAUAGCUUAUAAAUACUACAGUUAUUCUGGUUGUAUUAGCCAAUGUCGUAUUGAUGCUCAGUUGGAACUCUGCAACUGCACUCAUCACUUUUCUCCUCAAAUAUACGAGGAACGGUAUUGUGAUUUGGAAGGAUUGAAAUGCCUAUCAAACAACUUUAGAAUAUUAAGAAAACUAAGAGUGCCUGGGAUGAAUGAAACGGGCUUAAUUUGUGACUGUUUACCGUCUUGUGAAGAACCGGAUUUUAACGUGGUUGCUAAAGAUUUUUUUGAGCCUGAAGAAAACGUGAAAGCGAGGAGCGCAAAAUUUUCUUUGAGUAACCGACCCUAUGAACGGAUCACCCGGCAGGUUGCCCGCACGACGCUCGACCUCGUAGUCGCGAUUGGAAACAGCUUCGGUCUCUGCUUUGGCGGUUCUCUAUUAUCUAUAGUUGAAGUUUUUUAUUAUCUUUGCUUUAAGCGAUGGAAGUAUAAGAAUUAAGGGUUUUUGAUAGUCAUGAAACACUUUGUUUGGUGUUAGUUCCCAAAUAAGAAGGCACCAGUUGUUGUUACGGCUAGAUAUUCGACAAACAAAGUUAUAACAGUUUAUAUUUAUUAACUUAUACUGUACACUCACCGAUACCUAAAGCCAACAUAUGUAUUUUAAAUGGGUCAUUCUACUUUUCACGGCAGGUUUUUAUGAUUUCAAAGAACCUUUAAAUUUUAAUAUUCGUAAUGAUUUUUAACUUACACUAACUACUUAAAACUGAACAAGCACAAAUAAACAUCAAUAUUCGACCCUUGUUUUUUUUGAAUUUAUAGCGUGGAGUAUGCAAAUAUACAACUAUGUUACCGUCCCAGCUCUUUUACUCAUAAUGACAAUUUUGUUACUAUAAAUAUAUAUAUAUAUUAAAAUGUGCUUUAUAAAAAUUAAUUUAAACAUUUGAAAAACUACAUCACUUAUAAACAUAAAAAUCAAAUAUUUUCUUUUGGGGACACAAAAACCGACAGUAAAAAGUAGAAUAACCCAAAUACCUGAUUAAAAUUAUCCAAACUAUACUUGAAAUUGAACCAGUAUUAUAAUUAAAUCAUAUUUAUCACAAUAUCUAAUUUCGUUGCGUCUAUUAUUCUACGUACAUUCUUAAUUUGCUUGCGUUGAUAAAUAACUUU
Messenger RNA from Cydia pomonella (codling moth), 2279 nucleotides. Its product is annotated as sodium channel protein Nach-like. Gene Ontology annotation, molecular function: ligand-gated sodium channel activity. Gene Ontology annotation, biological process: sodium ion transmembrane transport. Lineage: Eukaryota; Metazoa; Arthropoda; Insecta; Lepidoptera; Tortricidae. Bases 178 to 1611 code for a protein of 477 amino acids. The transcript has a single exon. The record is from RefSeq and is a predicted model, not a curated record. Gene Ontology annotation, cellular component: membrane.